AUGAACGACUCCAAAUUUAUUGCGAUAGCCCUCGAAGAAGCCCGGCUAGGGUUCGAAGAGGGCGGCAUCCCCAUUGGAGCGGUCCUUGUGUCCAGUGAGGGAAAGAUCCUCGGACGCGGACGCAACCAAAGGGUCCAGGAAGGGGUCCCGAUCCUGCAUGGCGAAACCUCGGCGCUCGCAAAUGCGGGCAACCUGCACCAUUCGUUGUACAAGGGCGCCACCAUGUACACGACUCUGUCGCCCUGUGAUAUGUGCACCGGAGCUUGCCUGCUCUUUGGCAUCUCCCGCGUCGUCAUUGCCGAGAACAAGAACUUCGUCGGCGGGGAGGCGUACCUCAAGCAGCGGGGCGUCGAGGUGGUCGUGCUCGACCACGCCGAAUGCACCGAGUUGAUGGAGAGGUUCAUCCGGGAGAGGCCGGAGCUCUGGAGCGACGAUGUUGGUGGUAAGCCGAAGAAAUGA
Messenger RNA from Neoarthrinium moseri, 459 nucleotides. RefSeq lists its product as uncharacterized. The record is from RefSeq and is a predicted model, not a curated record. The coding region runs from base 1 to 459 and encodes 152 amino acids. The transcript has 5 exons. Gene Ontology annotation, cellular component: cytoplasm; nucleus. Gene Ontology annotation, molecular function: diaminohydroxyphosphoribosylaminopyrimidine deaminase activity. NCBI's taxonomy places the organism in Eukaryota, Fungi, Ascomycota, Sordariomycetes, Amphisphaeriales, Apiosporaceae.